Messenger RNA from Amaranthus tricolor (Joseph's coat), 504 nucleotides. RefSeq names its product secreted RxLR effector protein 161-like. The transcript has a single exon. The record is from RefSeq and is a predicted model, not a curated record. NCBI's taxonomy places the organism in Eukaryota, Viridiplantae, Streptophyta, Magnoliopsida, Caryophyllales, Amaranthaceae. The coding region runs from base 1 to 504 and encodes 167 amino acids.
AUGUUAGAUUGCAAGCCAGCGAAUACUCCUAUAGUAGCUAAUCAUGGCCUACAAAUCGUUGAAGGGGCAGAAGUGGCAGAUCAAGAUCGUUAUAGAAGGAUGGUUGGAAAACUGAUCUACUUAUCCCACACGAGACCAGAUAUUACCUACACAGUAGGGAUUGUAAGCAAGUUCAUGCACCGACCUCAAGUGGAGCACAUGGCAGCAAUCUUGAGGAUCCUGAGAUACUUAAAGGGAACCAGUAAUAAGGGAGUUUUCUACUCAAAAAAUGAUAAUCUUGAUCUUGUUGGUUAUACAGAUGCAGAUUGGGCUGGUGAUCGGGACGACAGGAAGUCUACCUCGGGGUACUUCACUCUUGUAGGGGGUAAUUUAGUCACUUGGAAGAGUAAAAAACAGAAGGUAGUAGCUCUAUCCAGUGCUGAAACAGAAUUUAGAGGGAUAGCAAAAGGAGUUACAGAGAUUCUGUGGAUCAGGAAACUUUUAGGAGAGCUGGUUUUUCACUAG